Messenger RNA from Paramecium sonneborni, 1112 nucleotides. Lineage: Eukaryota; Ciliophora; Oligohymenophorea; Peniculida; Parameciidae. The record is from the annotation of a GenBank genome assembly.
AUGUAAGUUUCUAUUGAGAUUGCUACUUGGACUCAUAAUAAUCAUGGAUUAUUUGAUUAUGAAUCAAAAGAAUUAAAGACAUCUAAAAUAAUUGUUAGAAACACAACAAACUUAAUUUUAAAUGGUACAAUUUAAAAUAUACAAAUUAAAAUAGAAGACAAUCUUGAUACAAUUUAGUAAUCAAAUAAUUAAAUCAGUUUAGAUUGUAUUGGUUAAAUAAGUUUUGAAGAUAAUGCUAUAUGUAAAUAAAUUAUUAAUUUUUAGAUUUUAAAAGUAAUCCAGACUUUUAAGAUGCUUAUGUUAAAUUAGACCCAAAAUAAAGAUAAUAGUUAUAUGUCGGUGAUCUUUUUAAAUUUGGAAGAAUGUAAAACUUACCCUGAAUAUAAGGGAAUAUUUUGUAUCCGAAUUAAACAAUGGUGAUAAAAUUAUGAUGGCCAAAGAUCAUUAUAAUUUAGAUAGACAUAUUAAAAUACAAAAAAAAGAAGUUCCAAGACAGUGUAGAUUUUGCUUUGUAGAAGAUCAAGAAUAAACAGAAGAUCCAAAGAAUCCUUAUCUAUCAGAUUUAUGCAGUUGUAAAGGACUCAUGGCAUAUGUUCAUUAUGAAUGUCUUAAAUAAUGGGUUAAUUUUCAAAAUAGAAUCUCAUGUAAACAAACAUAAAAUACAGUUUAAUAUCAUUGGAAUCAAGUCUUGGAAUGCGAUGUAAGUUAUUCUAUUCAGCUAGGUUUGUAAAGAUCCUCUUCCCGCUCGUAUUUACAUUGAAAAUCAACCAGAACCACUUCAAAUGAUAUAGAUCGAAAAAUUAGAUGGUCCCUACAUUAUCCUUGAAUAAAUUACAAGACAAGAGAGUCUAUCAAAAAGUUUGACAUUUAUGCAUGCUUUUGGGACAUGUUCUGUAUCAAUCGGUAGAGGACAUAAUAGUGAAAUUAGAUGCCAAGAUAUCUCAGUCUCAAGAAACCAUGCUAAUAUCUCAUAUGAAUAAGCUUGGUACAUUCAAGAUCAAGGCAGUAAAUUUGGUACUUUGAGAAUCAUUCAAAACAAAUUACAAUUACUAAAAGAAGUUUAAGAAAUAUAAAUUGGUAGGGUCUUGCUAAAAAUCAAAAUAAUUUGAAAU